Messenger RNA from Hemicordylus capensis (graceful crag lizard), 2427 nucleotides. RefSeq names its product ATP binding cassette subfamily B member 8 (gene ABCB8). Gene Ontology annotation, molecular function: ATP hydrolysis activity; ABC-type oligopeptide transporter activity; ATP binding. NCBI's taxonomy places the organism in Eukaryota, Metazoa, Chordata, Lepidosauria, Squamata, Cordylidae. The transcript has 16 exons. The coding region runs from base 151 to 2250 and encodes 699 amino acids. Gene Ontology annotation, cellular component: membrane. Gene Ontology annotation, biological process: transmembrane transport. The record is from RefSeq and is a predicted model, not a curated record.
GGGCCGGCGGAGUUUCCAAGAUGGCGGCGGCGCUAGACGCCUGAGCGGCGGGCUCGAGGAGAGCGCUCAGAUUCCCGCGGCCGCAGCCCGUCGCCCUCCCCCUGGUCCAUCCUCCUCUCCCUCCUCGCCACCCGCCCUCAUCCCGCCGCCAUGCUGUCGCGGCUGCUGGCCACAAGGCCGGGGCUCGCCGGGGGAAGCGGCUUCUGCUGCUGCCGCAGCCGCCUCACCCGGACAGCCAAGACCGGGCCUUUGCGGGCCGUGCUCGUUGCCAGGUCCUCGGGCAGCCAUGCCAGGCCCUCCUGCUUCCUGCAGGCUCCCGGCAGCCUGGCCAAGCUGUCCCCAGCGGUGCUGCUGCUCUUGCCCCGGAGCCUCCUCCGGCUGGGCCAGGUGGCUGCUCUCUUGGCAGGGCCAGCCGUGGUGGGGGUGCGGGCUGCCUUCUGCCAGGAGGGCAAGAGCAAGGAGCCCAUCUGUGUCCCCCCACCCGUGGAGAAGGAGCCGGAGUUUAACUGGGCCAUGUUCUGGAAGUUCCUGAAGCCUCAGCUGCUAGCACUGACGACGGCAGUUGUGUUUGCAUUUGGAGCUGCACUCCUCAAUGUCCAAAUCCCACUGAUGCUGGGCCAGGUGGUGAACGUGGUGGCGCAGCACGUGCGUGUGGCUGAUUACCUGCGUGAAGUGCGCCUCCCAGCCCUGCACCUCUUGGGCGUCUACGCUCUCCAGGGGUUGCUGACCUUUGGCUAUAUCCUGCUCCUCUCACGGGUGGGGGAGAAGGUGGCAAAUCGGAUGCGCAAGCAGCUCUUCGCUUCUUUGAUCAGGCGAGAGGUGGCCUUCUUUGAUGCCAACCGGACAGGGCAGCUGGUCAAUCGCCUGACCUCCGACAUCCAGGAGUUCAAGUCCUCCUUCAAGCUUGUCAUCUCUCAGGGUCUGCGCAGCCUCACCCAGACCACUGGAUGCUUUGUGUCCCUCUACUUGAUCUCGCCCAAGCUGACGGGGCUGCUGCUCCUGGUGAUGCCGCUCCUGGUGGGCACUGGGGCCCUCAUUGGCUCCUUCUUGCGCAAGCUUUCACGCAACGCCCAGGAACAGGUGGCCAAGGCCACAGCGGUGGCAGACGAGGCCCUGGGGAAUGUCCGGACAGUGCGGGCUUUUGCCAUGGAAAACCGAGAGAUUCAGCAGUAUUCUGCGGAAGUGGACCGCUCCAGCCAGCUGAACAUGAAGCUGGGGCUAGGCAUUGCCUUCUUCCAGGGCCUCUCCAACCUGGCGCUGAACUGUAUUGUGCUGGGCACCAUCUUCUUGGGGGGCUCCCUCAUGGCUAGGGAAGAGCUGACACCUGGCGACCUCAUGUCCUUCUUGGUUUCCUCACAGACAGUGCAGCGGUCCAUGGCCAGCAUGUCUGUACUGCUUGGGCAGGUGGUGCGAGGAAUGAGUGCUGGUGCCCGCGUGUUUGAGUUCAUGGCUCCAGUGCCCGAGGCCCCCAUCUGUGGGGGGGAGCGGCUUGCAUGCAGCAUCUUGCGGGGGAAUCUUGACUUCCAAGAUGUCGCCUUCAGCUACCCUACACGGCCAGGCUACCAGGUGCUGCGCGACUUCAGCCUCUCCAUCCCUGCCAACAAGACUGUGGCUCUGGUGGGAGAAUCCGGAGGAGGGAAGUCGACUGUGGCUGCCCUCUUGGAGCGGUUUUAUGAGCCUACAGGGGGUGCCAUCUUUCUGGAUGGGUGCGAUAUUAGCACACUUGACCCAACCUGGCUCCGUGGGGAUGUCAUUGGCUUCAUUAACCAGGAGCCUGUGCUGUUCAGCACAACCAUCAUGGAGAACAUCCGCUUUGGCAAACCAUGUGCCUCAGACGCCGAAGUCUACGCUGCUGCUCGCCUUGCCAAUGCUGACGGGUUUAUCCGCAGUUUUCCUGAUGGCUACAACACUGUUGUGGGUGAGCGGGGGGUGACCUUGUCUGGGGGGCAGAAACAACGGGUGGCCAUUGCCCGGGCACUCAUCAAGAACCCCACCAUUCUGAUCUUGGAUGAGGCCACCAGUGCCCUGGAUGCCGAAUCGGAGCAUGUGGUUCAAGAAGCAUUGGAUCGAGCAGUGGCUGGUCGCACCGUGAUGAUCAUUGCACACCGUCUCAGCACAGUGCAGGGAGCCGACUUCAUUGUGGUGCUGUCCAAGGGGCGUGUGGCUGAGUCUGGGACCCACUCGCAACUACUGCAUAAGGGAGGCAUCUAUGCAGAGCUGAUUCGACGGCAAACCAAAGAUGGUGUUUGAGGCAGGAGAGCCUGCCAGAGUGCCAGCGAGGAGGAAGCCCAACUCCUGGCUGCUUCUCUGCCUGAGUUCACAGGCAGCCCUACUCAGGACCAGGGCAUCUUCCCGGAGGCGGCUGCUCCCCCAGCGUGGUGUCCUGCUCAUGUUCAUGUGUGAUGUUAAUACAGUAUUUCAUAUUCA